UUGUGCCUCCCACCUGCCCUAGUGGGGGUCCCCCGCCCAUCCCAGUGUCCCACCACCCACCUCCCCUUCUCUGAGCCCAGGCUUCUAGUGCGCCACUACCCUGGUGCGCCUCUCCUGUCAAUCCCCGCUGGCCUGGGAACUGCCCCCCCCCAUUCCUGUGCCUCCCCCAGGAAUGCUGGUCAUGCCCCUCCCCAUGUCUCACUCACCCCCUUUCUAUCCAGGGCACAUCCCUUCUCUUCUCUGGGGUGCUUCUGCCCCUGGCCCUCUCACCAUGCUCUCUCUCUUUCCUGUUCCCCUCCCGGCUGUAUCCUCCCACAUGCUUAUGGCCCCCCUCCCUUAUUAGGGACCAUCUUCUAUCACCUUCCCAGAAUCCUUAGGGACCCUCCUGCUGCCCCAUCUGCCCUCUCUGGAAUCUCCCACCGCCUGUUUCCCUAGGCCCUGCUUCUCUGGGGUCACCUCCCUCAGGGCUACCCCGAGGCAUCCGUGGUGCCUCAGCUCCUGCAGGGCUUGUGCGCCCCAGGCCUCCCCUGUCCCUAGGUCUGGAUCUUCCCUAGAGCCCUAAUGCCACAUGCUUUCCCCUCUGCAGGUCACGUGGUCCCUUUCCUCACCCACCCGCGGGUGCCAGCCCUGCACCUGGACAGCGGCACUUUCCUCUUCUCCCCGAAUCCCCGCCUGUGUCGCCACUUCUUCCUCCUGGCGGGAAAGGAGCCAAGCGACCUCACCAAUCAGUGGCUCGAAUGGGAGGCAACGGAGCUGCAGCCGGCCGUCUCCACGGCCCUCUAUCGCCACGUGGUGCAAGGAAAGAAAGGAGGAGAGGUCCUAGGGAAAACCCUCAGCUACAUAGAUCAACGCUUGACCGGCAAGGCUGCUCCCUACCUCGCCGGGGUGAGUAACGCUCGGUGCCGGCGGGGGCAUGGCUGGGUUGGGAGCAGAGCCCAGGAGUCCUGGCUUUUGAACUCAGGGAAAUCGUUAGCCCAGGGGAGCUCUGACUUGGCCCCGCAUGGCUGUGCGGGCAGCUGGCCGGGGCGGGAAGGAAGCAGCUUCCUGGAGGCCCACGCCAAGCUUCCCACAGCCUGCCCCCCAGGUCCUCACUGCCCACGGGGCCCAGCUCCCCCUUCGGCCAGGUACUGCCGCCUGCGGAACUGGAACACCCUGUACGUGUGCGGCACGGACGAGUACGGCACUGCCACGGAGACCAAGGCCCUGGAGGAGGGGCUGACGCCCCAGCAGAUCUGUGACAAGUACAACACCGUCCACACCCAGAUCUACCGGUGGUUUGACAUCUCCUUUGACUAUUUUGGCCGGACCACCACGGCCCACCAAACCACGGUCCAGCUCUACAACUUCAUGGCCAAGGACAACGUCCCCUUCCACAGCGUCGUCUUCCCCUGCACGCUGCUCGGCACCCAGGAGAACUACACGCUGGUCCGUUCUCUCGGGCUUUCCCCAGAGUACCUGAACUACGAGGAUGGGAAGUUCUCCAAGAGCCGCGGCGUGGGGGUGUUCGGGGACAUGGCCCAGGACACGGGGAUCCCCGCCGACAUCUGGCGCUUCUACCUGCUCUUCCUGCGCCCCGAGGGGCAGGGCAGCGCCUUCUCCUGGCACGACCCCCUGCUCAACAACUUGGGCAACUUUGUCAACAGGGCCGGCAUGUUCGUCUGUAAGUUCUUUGCCGGGCGUGUCCCCUCCAUGGAGCUGGGCGCGGACGACAAGCGGCUGCUGGCUCACAUCACCCUGGAGCUGCGGCAGUACAACCAGCUGCUGGAGAAGGUCCGGUCCAGCCAGGGCCAGGGUUUUGUGGCUGGGUGCCAGGCUGCUGUCCCCAGUUCUGAUGCGGCCGCCCCGUUUUCCAGGGUUCGGGCGGGCACAGUGACGGGCGUGGCCAUCAACAUCGCCUCCCUCAUCUCGGUCAUGCUGCAGCCGUACAUGCCCAGCGUCAGCGCCACCAUCCAGCGCCAGCUCUGCAUGCCGCAGGCCUACAGCGUGCUCCCGGACGCCUUCCUCUGCCUCCUGCCCCCAGGGCACCAGAUCGGCACAGUGAGCCCCCUGUUCCAGAAGCUGGAAAACGAGCAGAUCGAAGCCCUGCGGAAGCGCUUUGGUGGAGGGCAGCCUGAAGAGGCCCCUGUACAGCGGAAGGCCCAUGCCGCCCGGGUGGCUGCAGCCAACCAGACACCCCCUGGAGCGGGGGAAGGCGCUGGGCUGGCAGGGGACCCCCAGAAGGCCAAGGAGCUGGCUGAGGAGGUGGCCAAACAGGGGGCCCACGUGCGCCAGCUGAAGGCCAGCAAGCAGGAGAAGGGGCAGAUCGACGCUGCAGUGGCCAGGCUGCUGGAGCUGAAGCAGCAGCUGGCGCUGGCGGAGGGGAAGACCCCGGAGCCCCUUGCGGCCAAGGGGAAGAAGAAGAAAUAGCUGGAGCGCCUCAUUGCAGCGGCCGGCAGUGCUGGGCCUCUCCCUGGCCCAGA
Messenger RNA from Pelodiscus sinensis (Chinese soft-shelled turtle), 2459 nucleotides. The record is from RefSeq and is a predicted model, not a curated record. NCBI's taxonomy places the organism in Eukaryota, Metazoa, Chordata, Testudines, Trionychidae.